Pogona vitticeps (central bearded dragon) is the source of this 3658-nucleotide messenger RNA. It is a transcript of the gene ZNF704, whose product is annotated as zinc finger protein 704. Gene Ontology annotation, molecular function: RNA polymerase II cis-regulatory region sequence-specific DNA binding; DNA-binding transcription factor activity. Gene Ontology annotation, biological process: regulation of transcription by RNA polymerase II. Gene Ontology annotation, cellular component: nucleus. Lineage: Eukaryota; Metazoa; Chordata; Lepidosauria; Squamata; Agamidae. The record is from RefSeq and is a predicted model, not a curated record.
CCCGGCAGCCCCGGCCCGUGUUGCCAGCAGCCAGCGCGAAGCCUUCCGUUCGAAGGCGGGGAUGAGAUAAUGGCAAGGGGAGGGGACAUCUGAGCAUACCCAGAGUACCUUCCCGGCAUGGCGAACCCAGCGGCGGCUUCUCCUUCGGAGCGGACGCGCCUGCCGGUCUGCCCGUCCAGCCGUUCUGCCCUGCGGAAGAAACGGGAGCGCUCCUGCCCAGCUCAUUCCCGUCGCUUAUAGGGAGGGAGAAGUCCGCAGGAAAAGGCAACCAGCAUAAAGCGUGAAAUGACCUUCACAGCAUUUCAGCAGGAGGACCUAAAAAGUGAUCUGAAUCAAAAACUGUCAGAACCACAUUUUUUUCUGAUGGCUAUGAAGGAAGAAGAUUCUAAAACAGCAGACACCAAAAAAACCAGAGUCUAUGAGCGUGAAAAAGAAAGCACUCGUUCAAUCUGCCUUCUUGAACAAAAGCGCAAAGUCGUAUCUUCAAAUAUUGAUGUGCCUCCUGCAAGAAAAUCUUCAGAAGAACUGGAUAUGGAUAAAGUCACAGCAGCUAUGGUGCUAACCAGUUUAUCCACCAGCCCCUUGGUUCGCAGCCCUCCUGUCCGACCCAAUGAAUCUUUAAAUGGAUCUUGGAAAGAAGGAGGAUUCGUGCCUUCCAGCACCAGCAGCAGCGGGUAUUGGAGCUGGAGUGCUCCAAGCGACCAAUCAAAUCCAUCCACCCCAUCACCGCCUCUUUCUGCUGACAGCUUCAAACCAUUUCGAUUGCUCUCUCAAACAGACGAUGGCAUUGAUGAAGCUGAAACUAGCAGCCUCCUUUUUGAUGAGCCCAUUCCUAGAAAAAGGAAGAAUUCCAUGAAGGUAAUGUUUAAAUGCCUUUGGAAAAACUGUGGGAAAGUGCUGAGCACAGCUGUUGGGAUUCAAAAACACAUCCGGACCAUUCAUCUCGGGCGUGUAGGAGAAUCUGACUACAGUGAUGGAGAGGAAGAUUUUUACUACACGGAGAUCCGUCUCAACACUGAUUCAGUAGCGGAUGGAUUAAAUAGUUUAUCUCCCGUUUCUCCAUCCCUAGCAUCUCCUCCUUCUUUUCCAUGUCAAGAUGCAAGCAAAAAUGAGCUGUCAUGUGCCAAAACAGAUGCUAAAGGGAUGACACCUCUAAGCCGCUCAGCUCCUACCAGCCUCUACCUCGUUCACUCUGACCAUGCUUACCAGGCCACAGCUCCUGUGAACAUCCCAGGUUCCACGAAGUUCACACCCAAUGGAAAUGGCUUUAGCAUCUCUUGGCAGUCACCCCCUGUUACCUUCACUGGUGUUCAAGUCUCACCAACUCACACACGUCCUGCAGGAAAUGGAGAGCAAAAGCAACAGAUUCAGACAGUUCUAUCAUCACCACCUAGAGCGUCAGUUGGCCUAAGAAAACCUAGAGGAGAGGGCAAGAAAUGCCGUAAAGUAUAUGGGAUGGAGAACAGAGAUAUGUGGUGCACAGCUUGUCGCUGGAAAAAGGCCUGCCAGAGGUUCAUUGACUGAAGAACAGACAUAAUAUGGAGGAACUUAUUCAAGGAAUUCCUUGCUGCAGCUGCACGACUCUUCCUACAUCACUGAGUGCUCAUGUCUAUUGAAUGAUUGCACUUUAAAGCAACAUAGUUGUAUCUAGGAAGGAUUUCUCAAAGGUCUAUAGGCAGCAAUAUAGAGGAAGCUAACAACGAAAACCUUUAAAAUUUUGAAUCAGGAGCAGCUAUAUGCGUUUUUCUUUAAAGAAGAAAAAUGAUCUUUUUAAUAAUCUUGGACAAUAUACGUGCCAGCACCACAAUUUUUGGUCCUGCGUCAUUGUCUCCGUUGUGAACUUUGGAAUCAGAACAAGCAAAAAUCAAGUGACACUACUUUUCCUGAAAUAGUUUUUUUAAUGCAUAUGUUAAAAAGUGUGUUUCUAAAUGAUACUUUACAGAUGCAUAAGCUACAAUUUUCUCAAGAGUAUAUCACCUAGAAGUGUUGAAUAAUUCUAACUAUGACUGGUCUCGAUUCACAGUCCUGGCUGUGAACUUUAGGGAUAUUAGAAUAUUGCUUUGCUGGAAGGACAAGGAGCAUCUGGAAGAGGAUUUUUAAGAACAAUCUCACACCAAGACAUGAAGCUUAAACUUCACUUUUAUUUCUAUCCUAAUGAGGAUACAUUGGGGAAGUCACCAGCAUACCCAAAUUAAAAGUAAAGCCACAAGCGGGAAAAGAGUCUUGACUUCAACUGAAUUUAGAUUGAAAUAAGCAUAAGAACUGGAGUUCUAGGAUCUCUUUCCUGGAAGUCAUCUGUACAUCUCACAGUUCUGGAAGCCUUGUUGAAAACUAAGCAGGGACUGCCAGCUGGACUUCAUUAGCAUUUAUUCAGGGAUGAAAUCCAACUUAGCAGCUUCCUUCCCUGCUUUUUUAAUGACAUUUUUAGACAAGCAGUCGGUUUAAAAUGCAAAGCACUACUUCUAUGAGUGCGGUGUGGAAGGAGGCAGCAACAACAGGAGAAUAUCUCCCCAUUUAAGCUUUCCAACAAAUAAGCAAAGCAGCUGUAUGUAUGUAAAAAGUCCAUUUGAUGAUGAUGCUAUUUCUAGGGUAGAUAAUAAAAGCCUUCUCACUGGGUUGCACUUUGAUAGGUUUUCGUGCUUUAGUGUAAUUUAGUACUCUUUUGGCCCCUGAGAAGGCACAGAUUAUUUCAGCAUGAUGGGAAAAAAAUGAGCUAAUGCUUGAAAAUCGGUGGGAAUUUUCAGCACAGGUGCACUGGAAAGAUUGUCUGCACAGGCCUUACUAAAAUAAAUGAGAUAUGUGCAGGAGUACUAACAUAUUUUAAUUUUGGUAGGUCUUGUGUUCAAAAACAUCUUGAUGGAUUUUGUCCUAUAAUAUUAAGCGAAGUGGGAUAAAAGAGGUAUCCCAAGUUGGGAAAACAAAAGCAAGAAUGAGAGUCCAUAUGGAUGUUCAGCCCAAAUGUUGUAUGGUGGCAUGUCAUAGGUAAAGGUGAUUUGUUAGUUUGCCUUAGAGGAACCAGUAGUGGAAUACACCACAAACCUCUUACUACACGAUCUGUCUGUGAUCAAGAAGGGUGGAAAGCACAAAAUUUGGUGGGAACACAGAAUUUGUCACUAAGGCUGAUUCUCAUGUGAACAUCGGCCCCAAACGAUUAAAUUAGCUUUAAUAAAAGAACACUUAUUUUGUAGCGUCUCUGGAUAGCUAGGAUUGCCUUGCAAAAUAAGACUGUUUAGUUUAAAACCUGUCUGUUUCAUUGGUGGGUUUACUUUGAUUUAGGCACUCCCGGGAGAAAUUCAUGCAGUUUUCUCGUAACUACUACAAAGAAUGCAAUUCUCGGGCAUAAGGCAUAGGUCUCCCUAGAGACUUGGCAGUAAAAUAAUAAAAGGCAUGAGAUCAAUACGAAUGAAAUAUUUCCUCCUUUACAACUUGGGCUCUAUUUAUGUUUAACUGAGCCAUGGGAAUUAAGAAAAAUGUAAGAUCCAGGAAAAAAGUGAAACUUUAUUUUUAUUUAACUGCGUUAAGUUGUGUUUGGCAAGCGUGUCUCCAAAAUGUGAUGUUUGCAUGAGCAGGCAGCUAGUUUGCUAGUUCCAGACGUGUAUACCUACAGAAAUAAUUACAUUGUGUUCUAUCUUGAAUGUUUUAGUUUGAGAUCUUACCU